Salarias fasciatus (jewelled blenny) is the source of this 4831-nucleotide messenger RNA. RefSeq names its product kelch-like ECH-associated protein 1b (gene keap1b). The record is from RefSeq and is a predicted model, not a curated record. Lineage: Eukaryota; Metazoa; Chordata; Actinopteri; Blenniiformes; Blenniidae. Gene Ontology annotation, molecular function: protein binding.
CCCCCACUCCGCUCCUCCUCUCCCCCCACCUCCUCCUCCUCCUCCUCCUCCUCCUCCUUCCUUCUCCUUCCUCGGUGUAGCACAGCUCGGCAGACCGCGAUGGAGGCAUUGGGCUACUCUUCAUCUGAACCAACUGCUUCCCAGUGAACACAGCUGGACGACCAUGCGGAAGACACCUCAGUGGUCCUCCCUCCCCUGUUCAAUCCCAAGGGCUCCAUGUUACACCUGUGACACUUUGAACGCUUCUUUCCUGAGAAGAUUUAGGUUUCCUGACUGCAGCUCUGAGCUGAAGCGCAGCCCCCUAAAGCAAGUUUCAGUUGUUACCUCUUUUAAAAAUUAGGCAGUAAAUUAGACGUCCCGGCCCCUCCGAAGAAAUCAAUAUGCAUCACUGACCUGCACUGUGUGGGAGUCUUUCAAACUUUGCCUUUUCACUUUCAAGGUGUCUCAUGAGUUGCUUCUCUGAACAAGCCGGAUCAAUAUCAUUUAAUUUAAAGCCUCCAAAGAAAGCAGCUCAAUAGACAAGGCGUACUGGAUUUUUUUUUUUUUUUGCCCAGGAGUGAUUGGCAGCUUUCUGUCAACAUCCCAAAGGAGUGGAAAGUCAAACAGUUGUGUUGCCAACACAAACAGCUGGCCCGAAGGAGAUCGCUGUGUUUCCUAUUAACUUUUUGCUUUCAUAAAAGUUCUUUUUUUUCUGUCAUCCUCUAACUCAGCCCUGGAGAUUUAGCCUUUGGACUACGCCAGAGGAAUCCUGAACCACAGAUAUUUCCAUUAUGUUGGAAGUGCAGCACGGACCAGAGUGCACAGCCGUGAGCGGGAGCCGGCAUAUAAGUCUCUAGUAAUGCCGUAAUGAACAGAAUGGCUGGACUCAAGUACUGAGAAGAGCACAGAAAUCCUCAUGUCUUCAUAAAUCAGGCAUAACUCAUCCACUCACACAUAAAUCAGACAUACCCAGGUGAGCCUGGAGGAGCCUAGCUAACCGUCUGCCAGUUUAAGCACUUUGUUUCAUUUUACCCAUGGCUGCACAUGGUGCAAGGAUGCCCCAUAACACCACCGCUGUUCCUGAAAGAGAGAGAGAGAGCGAGAGAAAAGGAGAAGAACGGGUAGGAAAUGACAGAGUGUUUGACAGAAUGCAAAGCGCUGGUGACGCCAUCCACGCGCAACGGCCACCGCGUCUUCAGCUACACGCUCGAGAGCCACACGUCGGCCGCCUUCGCCAUCAUGAACGAGCUGCGCCUGGAGCGGCAGCUCUGCGACGUCACGCUGCGAGUUCGCUACAAGGACCUGGAGGCGGUGGACUUCGUGGCCCACAAAGUCGUGCUGGCGUCGUCGUCGCCGGUCUUCAGGGCCAUGUUCACCAACGGCCUGAAGGAGUGCGGGAUGGAGCUGGUGCCGAUCGAAGGGAUUCAUCCGAGAGUUAUGGACAGACUGAUCGAGUUUGCCUACACAGCAAGCAUUUCCGUGGGCGAGAAGUGCGUCAUCCACGUGAUGAACGGCGCCGUCAUGUACCAGAUAGACAGCGUGGUCAAAGCCUGCUGCGACUUCCUCGUCCAGCAGCUCGACCCCAGCAACGCCAUUGGCAUCGCCAGCUUCGCGGAGCAGAUCGGUUGCACAGAGCUCCACCAGAAGGCCCGAGAGUACAUCUACAUGAACUUCAGCCAGGUGGCAACCCAAGAGGAGUUCUUCAACCUGUCCCACUGCCAGCUGGUGAACCUCAUCAGCCGCGACGAGCUCAACGUGCGCUGCGAGUCUGAAGUCUUUCAGGCGUGCGUGGCCUGGGUGCGCUACGACCGAGAGAACCGGCGGCCGUACGUCCAAGCCUUGCUCCAGGCCGUCCGCUGCCAUUCCCUCACCCCCAACUUCCUGCAGGCCCAGCUGCAGUCUCUGGACUGGGACCCGCAGUGUAAAGACUACCUAGCCCAGAUCUUCCAGGACCUCACUCUCCACAAACCCACGAAAGUCAUUCCUUGCAGAACUCCCAAGGUGCCGCAGCUGAUCUACAGCGGGGGUUAUUAUCGCCAGUCUCUCAGCUACCUGGAGGCGUACAACCCCUGCACGUCGGCCUGGAGGCUGGCUGACCUGCAAGUGCCCCGCAGUGGUCUGGCAGCCUGUGUGAUCAGCGGGCUUUUCUACGCCGUCGGCGGAAGAAACAACGCGCACGGCAACAUGGACUCAAACGCUUUGGACUGUUACAAUCCCAUGAACAACUGCUGGCUGCCGUGCGCGCCCAUGAGCAUGCCCAGGAACCGGAUCGGGGUGGGCGUCAUCGACGGCAUGAUCUAUGCAGUCGGUGGAUCGCAUGGGUGCAUUCAUCACAACAGUGUGGAAAGGUAUGAUCCAGAAAGGGACCAGUGGCAGCUGGUCGCCCCGAUGUUAACGCGGCGUAUCGGCGUGGGCGUGGCCGUCAUCAACCGCUUGCUUUACGCCGUGGGGGGGUUCGACGGCGCCAACCGCCUCAGCUCCUGUGAGUGCUACAAUCCUGACAGGGACGAGUGGAAGACCAUGGCCUCCAUGAACACGCUGCGCCGGAGCUCAGGCGUUUGCUCGCUGGGGAAUCACAUCUUUGUGAUUGGCGGGUACGACGGCACCAACCAGCUGAACACAGUGGAGCGCUACGACGUGGAAACCGAUACGUGGAGCUUUGCUGCCUCCAUGAGGCACAGACGCAGUGCUCUGGGAGUUACUGCAUUACACGGACGCAUCUAUGUGCUGGGAGGAUACGACGGCAACACCUUCCUGGACAGCGUGGAGUGUUACGACCCGGAGACGGACACGUGGUCAGAGGUGACGCACAUGACGUCUGGGCGGAGCGGCGUGGGCGUGGCCGUCACCAUGGAGCCCUGCCAGAAGGACCCGCCGCAGUGUGAGCGGCCUGAGAGGGAGUGCGGCGCCCCACCAGCCAGUCAGCCGGCCAGCUCCGGGUUCCACCACGGUCAGCGGCACAGUGGAAACUUUGGCAAAGACGCAUGAAGCUCGUUUUCUCACCCCGUCUCACACACGUGUCCUCAGACGAAACUCUCCAAACCUCAACUCUGUGCUCACAAACAAAGUGAACUCCCCCACGAGCAAAACCACACAGACACAUCAGUAGCAUUUUAUUUAAAAAUACGAAAAGUGUUGCUGAUAUUCCUCUCCACCAAGGUGAAACUUAACUUAAAUAUGAGUCUCAGCACUGAAAAGUCCAAAUCAAGUGCAAAACCCAGUUUCUGUAGCUGUGGUGUAAUCCUGGUUGCCGUGGAUCGUGUCAAGCCAAACGCGAUAAGCUGAGUCACGUCACGAUUCACUGGGUUUAGGAAAAGCGCCGCUGAGUCAAAAUGUUAGCUCUCUGACUCAGAGGGAGUCAGCGGCUCUUUUAUUUUGAAGAGCAGAGGAGGAAAAUACAUGAACUGAUUGGAGACAAGGCAAAAAAAAAAAAAAACUAAAAAUGUAGCAGCAUUUGUCAGUAGAGUUCAAAGUGCCAUUACAAAGCCUGCGGGCGUCACUGAUAUCAGUAUAUUGUCUGGAGAUGCUUGUAUUGGAGAGUCGCUGUUUGUUGUGUAGGAAUUGAUGAAGUGAACCCAGACAGCCAGAGGAUGAAGCUCUCACACAGCCGUGGGCCUCAUGCAAGAGGAUCCUUCUCCCAUCUAAAGCUUUGUUACAGAUACCCAUGUCUCAUAUUAAUACAAAAGAUUCAUGAGAGUUUUUCUUGCUAGUUGAAAGAUGAAAUAAAAUAAUCAGGUAUGAAAAUAAAACUGGCAUUAUACCACCACCACAUGAAUGACUUUAUCUUUAUUUUUGUUCUCUCGUAGUAAUAUAAUAAUAAAACUAGUUGUGAAGUAUUUAACAGGAUAUAAAAGCACAUUUUAGGCUUCAUCACAGGUUGACGUGUUUCACUAUUUCGACAUUUCAUUGACAGAACGACUCGGAACAAUGAUUUAAAAGUGUUUCACCGGGAACAAAGUGUGUAAAUGAAGGUGCUGCUUGCAUGAGCCCCACUGUCUGAAAGUGUCGACGCAGAAGACGCAGAACCUCACACACGCGUGUCCUUUCACUAACAGCCACCAUUUUCUAAAAAAUGUGUUGUUGAAACCUUGUUGACAGACUCGGCCAUCGUCGGUGUGCAGGAUGCCAACCGUGUGAAUAAAAAGAGUUUAGACUUCACGUAGAGGACACAGAUCACUGUAGCAUUUAAAAAAAACAACUUGGAUUUGAACAUCUCACUGAAUGUGUUUUAUAUUUAAAAACACUAAUUUCUGACAGAACUGAUAACCUCUCACCUGCAGUUGACUUUUUUUGGUUUUCACAUCCACCAGACCUCAAAUACAGAAGUGACCAUGUCUGUGCAUUAGUAUCCAAACACUGUAUGCUAAUGACGACGACUUGCUUAAAAGAAGUGUGUUUGUAACAGCAAUUUAAGCUACAAAGGUUUUUAAGUGACGUUUUGUACAUUGAUAUUCUAAGAAGUCUUGUACAGAAUUUCAGAGCUCACUUUUUUUAUUUAUUUGUUCAGAUGCUGUUUGGUUUUCUUGUUCCUCUGAACUGACAUCAGCUUUGUAUUGAAUAGGACUCUGGUGUAGUGUUUUUGAAUAACUAGCAUGCGUUGUAACUAAGUAGGGCCGCCUGUUGAUGCUAAUUUUGAAUGUUUGUAAAAAAUAAAAAAAAAUAAAAAUAAAAAAUAAGAGGGAUAAAAAAAAGCAACAACAAAAAACAAAAACUUUGAAAGGGACUUGUUUUUCUGUCCAGUCAGUGGUUGGAAUGAGAAUUAGAAUAUUUAAGGUCUGCUUUGUACAUUUUUUUUCCAGCAAAAAAUACUCUGUACAAUAAGACUUGUAAAGUAAAAUAUAUGUUUAUUGUA